Molecule: messenger RNA, 3766 nt
Organism: Brassica napus (rape)
Lineage: Eukaryota; Viridiplantae; Streptophyta; Magnoliopsida; Brassicales; Brassicaceae
Product: putative wall-associated receptor kinase-like 11
Exons: 3
Coding region: 26-2371 (781 amino acids)
Biological process (GO): protein phosphorylation; cell surface receptor signaling pathway
Cellular component (GO): plasma membrane
Molecular function (GO): polysaccharide binding; ATP binding; protein serine/threonine kinase activity
Source: RefSeq, a predicted model, not a curated record
CUUGCCUAGCAAGAUAAGCAACAUCAUGAUGUGUUAUAAUAAUAACUCCUUGUUAGUUUUUCUGUCUCUUUUACUAGUUAUGCUCAUACUUGAUUCAAAAGUUGUCAGUCUUUCGAGCUCGUGUCAAACCAAAUGUGGAGAUAUAAACAUCCCGUUCCCCUUUGGAGUCGAAAACGGUUGCUAUCUCGACGACUGGUACCAAAUAGAAUGCAGAAAUUCUACUUUCCCAUUCCUCUCCAAGAUGGACAUGGAAGUUGUGAAUAUCUCUCUGCGUGACGAUGAUAGGUUUUAUGAUCCCACGACAUUCGGGUCAAUACGUCUCAAAAUCCCGAUAACAUCCGUUGGAUGUUCAGGAGAUGGAAAAGAAUCUAGAUUGUUUUUGAAUUUUAAGGGUCGCCCCUUUUUCUUGGGGACAGGAAACAGCCUCGUAGCGGUUGGUUGCAACAGCAAGGCGUUGUUGACUUACAUAGAGCCCAUCAUGGUGGGGUGCGAGUUGAAUUGCACUGCACCUUCAAGUAAAGGGAUGCCAUACAGCGAAAGCAUCCCUUUUUUAGACAAAACCGGGUGCUCAGGCGACGCACUGCCUUAUACCAACACAGGGGACUGUAGAAUUACCGAAGAUGAUGAAGAAACAAGCUGCAAUGGUAACGGAUGCUGCCGUGCUAGUCUACCGAAUGAUCCUCAACAGGUGAUCGGCGUCAGAAUAGAGAGCUCUGAUCAUGGAAACUCGACAGCCCUAGAAUGCAAAGUCGCUUUCUUAACAGAUGAAGUCUACACAUUGUCUAAUGUAACUGAGCCACAAAUUUUUUCCGAUAAAGGGUAUGCUACAGUUAGGGUAGGAUGGGUCACUCAGACGAAGAAUCUUUCCUUUAUAAAGUCAUUGGGCUGCAACAACUCCAGAGAGUACAAUAUUGCUUCAUUUGAAUCUCCUCGACACAGCAUAAGUUGUGUAUGCAACAAUAUUACCAUUUCUGGGACCAAUUAUGCAAACUGUGGAUGCAGCGACGGUUAUACAGGCAACCCGUACCUAAUUAACGGAUGCGAAGAUAUUAAUGAGUGCUUAAUACAAACACCAUUCUACCAAAGUUGCCGCAAGUGCGUAAAUUUGCCUGGAAGUUAUAAAUGCUCGGAAGAUAAGACUGGGACAAUAAUGAUAGGAGUAGGUACAGGUCUUGGCACCUUAGCCCUUGUAGGUGGAAUUUGGUGGUUGAGAAAGUUCAUUAAGAAGAGAAGGAUUAAUCGAAGGAAAAGAAAGUUCUUCAAACGUAACGGAGGACUAUUGUUGCAACAACAAUUAAAUACAAAUAAAGGCAACAUAGAGAAGACAAGAAUAUUCACAGCAAAGGAGCUUGAAAAAGCCACUGAAAACUUCAGCGAAAACAGGAUACUUGGACAAGGUGGUCAGGGCACUGUGUACAAAGGAAUGCUUGUUGAUGGCAGAACGGUUGCUGUCAAGAAAUCCAAAGUUGUGGAUGAAGACAAACUAGAAGAGUUCAUAAACGAGGUGGUCAUUCUCUCCCAGGUCAACCAUAGACACGUCGUCAAGCUCUUGGGAUGUUGUCUUGAGACCGAGGUUCCUGUUCUGGUUUAUGAAUUUAUCCCCAAUGGUAACCUUUUCCAACAUAUUCAUGAAGAAUCUGAUGAUUAUGCAAUGAUAUGGGGCGUGCGUCUACGCAUUGCUGUUGAUAUCGCAGGAGCUCUUUCGUAUUUGCACUCUGCUGCUUGUUCUCCUAUUUAUCACAGAGAUGUCAAGUCAACAAACAUAUUGCUAGACGAGAAGUAUCGAGCCAAGGUGUCUGAUUUCGGUACUUCAAGAUCAGUGACCGUGGAUCAUACUCACUGGACGACAGUUAUUUCAGGUACAGUUGGAUAUGUGGAUCCAGAGUACUACGGGUCCAGCCAAUAUACCGAUAAGAGUGAUGUUUAUAGCUUUGGAGUCGUCCUCGUUGAGCUUAUCACUGGAGAAAAACCUGUAAUAACCCUUUCGAGUUCUCAAGAAAUAAAAGGCUUGGCGGAUCAUUUCAGAGCUGCCAUGAAGGAGGAAAAAUUCUUUGAUAUUAUGGAUGCUCGAAUAAGAGAUGCAUGUAAACCGGAACAAGUAAUGGCAGUGGCAAAUCUAGCAAGGAGAUGUUUGAAUUCAAAGGGAAAGAAGAGGCCGUAUAUGAGAGAAGUGUUUACCGAGUUAGAGAAGAUAUCUUCAUCUCAAGAAGUGAAGACUGAAAAUGAUAAUGGUGAUGAUGAGGAGGAAGGAAUGAAUAUGAUUGAGAUAGCUGAUUCGUGGACCAUUGGUGUCACUGCUCCAGCCUCUAGUAUUGUCCCUUCGUCAUCCUUGUCAGACGUUGAACCAUUGUUUCCUUGUCCCACAUGGUGAAGUGUGAAAAAGGGAAGCUAAUUCUGAAUAAAGUUGAUGCUAUGUUCAAAGGUUUGGUAUUUUCUGUAAUUAAGAUGAUGUUGUGAUUGCGUGUCUUCUCUGCAUUGAACACCUGCUCAUGUAUAAUAUGAUGAAAACAUUUCAUCUGCAUAGGUUUUAUCAUUCACUCUUGCACAUCUCUCUUAUCUCUUUUUUUUUUUUUUUACUUUUCCCGUUUUGCCUCUAAUUUUACUUGAACCGGCAGUUGAUUUGUUAUAUAUGCUUUCCUGAAAUUAAAUGAAGCAACGUUUGGAGUGUUAUUACCAUAUGGUAAAUGGCAGUCCAAUAUAUAUAAAUAAUUUUUAAUUAAUAAGGUUAUAUAUUACAUAAUAAUUAUAAUUAAAUUUUAGCUAAAUAAGUAACAUUUUCUUUAGAAAUAUUUUUUUAUGAACUUUUUGGGUUAGCGGAUAUCCACAGUUUUAAAUCAGUAGACCCGCAUCUAUCUCAUUUCUAAAAUUCACAAUCCGCAUCAGAAAGAUCUUAACCAGCAUCCAUUCUACAGCAGGUCAAACACACCCGGGUUCGAACCAAAUUCCUAGCCCUAAACUUAUCUUAGGUUUCGGAGUUAGAGUUGACUCUAGGUUUUAAACACUCGUUGAUCAUCUUCCUCUCGGUCAUGGAGGAACCUUGUGAGACACGUAACAAUGGUGAAGCCUCUCAAAUACCUAAAUAUCGUAACUAUAACCAGCACAGCUCCAGAGUCUCCUCGCCCUGGUUGGAUCUGAGAAUGUUCUACGUCAGAAUAAGCAAUUUCAUGGUGGAAGAUUCAACCCCUGAUGUCCUCACCAUCGAUCACAUUCCUCUGGAUCCAGAUACGCUUUUAUAGAUAAAUUAGGUGUAGAAUAAGCAUUGACUCAGAAGGGCGUUCUUCACAUCUUAGGAGUGAAGAAGCUACUUAUGUUAGCACAGGCAAUAUCAGCAGGUUAAAUGAUAGCGUAAAGUUUGAGGUUGAUGACAAAAGCGAGCUAGUCUUGUCUUGAACUCUUGAGAUGUCUGAUGGUAAUGGGUUCACUGCAGGGUCUGGUUUCUUAAAAGGGAAGAGCGAAAAAGGUCAAGAGUUAUUGCCAACUAUAGCGGUCUAUGUCACUGGUUGCUUCUCAGGAACACCCAUCAUCUUAACCAAGACUCUACAUCUUGGAUCAAGAAAGAAGAAAGUAGAAGAAUGGCACUGGAUUCAAUACCGGAGUAUGAAACUGCCGAGCCUCAGAAAAACACUUCCUCUAAGCUCCAUUUUCAGGUAACUUUCAAGAUAUAGCAUGAUACUGGUAGGAAUUAGAGUCUUAUAGUAAAAAUACAAAGAGAGUUAUCGCAUAGAUGCCAGUAUGAGAAUUAACUAGCAAAGCUAAUCCUUCAAAG